Molecule: messenger RNA, 2082 nt
Organism: Diaporthe citri
Lineage: Eukaryota; Fungi; Ascomycota; Sordariomycetes; Diaporthales; Diaporthaceae
Exons: 2
Coding region: 1-2082 (693 amino acids)
Source: RefSeq, a predicted model, not a curated record
AUGGCUGAUACACGGCCUUCCCGAGUGGACCAGUGCUUUACAGAGGGCAAACCCAAAGUCACAGUGACAUACGAAGUACUCCAAAAGACCGUUUACACGCAUCGACGUUGUGAUGAAGGCAAAGACUGCCCGGCUUGCAAUGAUACAUACCACCCCGAAGAGCUGCAGCUCCGACCGGACUACUCCUAUCGCCGUCAUCUGACCGACGGGGAAGCUGAGGAUAUCUCCACCCAAUAUGUCUCCCAAAUACAAGGAGACAGGAGAUACAUCUCCGGAAGACUCAAACGCCAUGCCGACAUCGUCAUUUCCCGCUGGACCAAGAAUGGAACAUAUGGGAGCCAACAGAAGCGCGAGGACCUGCUGAGCAAAGUUGCAGCAGAGCUUGCGAAGACGCCAGAGGACAUCAUUGGCUUCAACUACAGCCAAAAGGAAGUGACCGUCCCAAAUCGAUCCCUACAGUGCAGACGAAUGCUUAUGCUGCCUUGGCUGAAUGUCGAGGUGCUCAAGACGACACCUGAUGCCCUGCUGGCGCUGUUCCACUGCCGGAGCGCUUAUGGUCCAAGCGAGUGGGCAGCCUUCGACGGCGAACAGUUCAAGGGGCACUGGUGUUGGGGCUUUUUCGACUGCGACCACUCCUGCAAGACAAUUGUCUUGUAUGGCGAGGAGGAGUACGGAAGCCUGGUUGACUGGGACGCCGGACAGAUCCACAGAGGCGAUACCGUGGGCUUCCCAUUCGGAAUCCUAGUCUUGGAAGCACAGGCGUACCUCAUGGGAGUUCUUCGAAAGGCUUUGGACACUAUCCUCCAAGGCAUCGAUGACUCCCAUCCAAUUCGAACGGUCAAGUGGCAACAAGCCACGGCGACAGGGACCUUCAGGCGAACGAACGACAUUGAGCCUUGGUCAUCAUUCACAUGGGGGGCUUUCUGUGCUCCACCCAAGUUCGACAUGGCAUACUGGGCGUCUCUGGCCCAGUCAAGACGUGAGAAGGCCGAGGACCAUCUGCGAGCACUCCAAUGCGACCCGGCGUACAUGCGAAGAUCGAUUCGCGUGGUAGCCGACUCAGCCCAAUGGAGUCAGAUCUCAGCUAAGACCAAGGGCAUGUGGUUUACGGGGAAAAUUUGUGAGGCCAUGGAAUCCUAUUAUCUAUGGCGCUUCAUGGAGGGCGAGUGUCAACAUGUCGAUGAACCGAAGACGGACCAUAUGUUCAACCGCGUCUGCACAGAAACUGGGCCACACCUCCUCAAAGUCUUCCAGCAGUCCAAACCGCCACAGGGGCUAAAGGGCCAGGCAUGGAUUAAACAACAGAAAGAGCUCCGCUCUUCACUGAGCACCUUCUGGGACUCCGUCAGAGAGCUCAACAAGGAUGACUACAGUAGAACCGACUUGUCGGCCGAGGAAGCCGAGGAAUUGCUCAAGGCCAUCUCUGCCGACCUGUGCCCUGAGCACCAAAAGGCCGUAAAGGACGAGGAAGAUGCGGUAUAUGCAAGCAUGAAGAAGCCCAGAGAAAUGUUGACAGCAGCAACAACGGUCUUCAUUGGCGAGGGACACAACCGGCAGACGCGCAAAUACGACCUUGGUCACGUCAAGAACAAAAAGAACAAAAAGAAGACGCGACCAGAUGAGCCCGCAGACGUCCGAGCUGAGGAGCCACCAUGCGAUCUGGGCAAGCUCUCGUUGGAAGGGGAAGCCCCAGGCGCGCCCAUCGUGGUGCCCAGAAAGGUCUUUGAAGACUUCGUCUGCAAGGUCUUCCCGGCUGAGAAGAAUGAAGGCAAGCAAGGGGUUGACUGGCAGACAUUUGUGCGCGGCAUGGCCGCCGUCGGCUGCUCGGUGACCAACAGCGGUGGUGGCGGCUCCGAGGUUCUCUUCUCCCAUGAGUUGUUCGGCAAGAUCACGUUUCACAAGCCGCACCCCGAGCCCAGGGUGGACACCAUCAAGCUGCAUGCCUGGGCUCAGAGGCUUCAGAGAAGAUUUGGGUGGAGCCGGGAGCAGUUUGUUGUUGCGAGUGUGCAGCCCAGUCAGGCUACGGAAGGCUCCAAGGACAAGAGUGAACUUGAGAAGAUGAAUGAGUCCAAAGCCUCGUGA